AGAAGUGGCUCCAGUGUGUUGUGGAGGUGUAGCUGGGAUGGAGAGUGAUCCAGGACCUGUCCUCACACGUGAUUGUUUAAUCUACAUCUUCACUUACCUGGAGGCUGACGAUUUGAGACGGGUUUCUCAAGUGAACGAGGCUUGGAAUGAUGCUGCAGAAACACCCUGGCUGUGGAGAAGAUUGUGCUUGGAGCGCUGGAUCUUCUGCAAUCUCUCAAAUAUGGAUAGUGAAAUAAACUCCUGGAAAAAUUAUUAUUUACAUCGUUCCAAAACAGAGCAGCACAUGGCAUCAGGGCAUAGCACUACUGACUAUAACUGCAUAACUUUCAGGGGUCACACUGACAGUAUCACUGGCCUGCAGUACCUGAGUAAUCUUGACCAUCAGUUCGAUACUGGGAUUUGUAAAUCAUUGGUGUGCACAGCAUCCAGAGACUGUACACUGCGAGCAUGGAACGUUCAGGAGGGUAAACAACUAUGGUCAACUCCGGUGCAAGAAGAACCAUUGGUGAAAUUAAUAACUGUUCCACAAAAAGUCCUUGCUAUCACCACAGACUCAAAGGGAAAAAUCAAAAUUUGGAAUGGGCAGACUGGAGAUGAGUUGGCUGCAUAUGAUAUUUCAUGUACAGUUUGUCAUUUGGUGACCAGCAAAGUGAAUAACCAGCUCUACCUAACUGCUGGCACUAGAGGAGGUGCACUUAUCACACUAAGUAUUCCUAAUCUUAGCCAGAUCUCUCACUUAUCAGUGAUGAAGGAUUAUCAAGUCGAUUUUCUACUGGUAUCACCAGAUCAGCAGUGGAUCAUUGCUGGUACGGAAGAAAAUGAUGAUAUCCCUGCUAAGGUGUUGCGAACAGAACUUUUAUCAAACUCUGGUAAUCUGUCACCAACAACAACAGACUCCCUACCACUGAAGGGUUGUUUUAUGGCUUGCUGGUUACCAAAAAAACCAUCCAGAGUGGUUACAGUAACCCAUAGCAAUGUCAUGUCUUCUGAGAUCACUAUUGUUACUCUUGAUAUCAUUCUUCAGAAAACAAAACAGAAACUGGAAAUACAAGCUAAACAGGUUGGAAAUUUCACCUGCAAAAUAGUUGGCUGGAAUAAUAUACUUGUUGAAGGCCAUGGAAUUAAUACCAUCAUUCUAGCACAAGGUACCGAACUGAAACUGUUUUCCAUUGAUGGUACACAUCAUGCCAGCUUUCGUGACCACAAGGAAACAAUCAGUGGAAUUUCAGUGGAUCCCUUCCGUGUGGUCACUGCAUCAAUGGAUUUGUCACUUAGAGUAUAUACCUGGAAAAGGCAACCAAACAAAUAUCUCAAUCUUGAAAGUAAUUACCAUUUGCUGGGGGGUUCUCACUUGAGAUCCAGGGGAUUUAUAAGUGUAUUGUGUGACUAUGUAAGCAUUGUUGGUGCUGUUCAAUCAAAGGAUGGAAAAGAUGUUCUAAAAGCAUACAACUUCAAUCUGUAAAGAAUUCUUCCAUCACAAAGACUAUUUCAUUCUGUACAGCAUGAAUGUUAUGUAUUAUUUUGCAAAGUGACAAAUUUAUGGAAUCAGACCUUUAGUUUGUAACAUGUACAUGUGUACAUUACUAUUAUUAUAUCAUUGCUGGCUUUUGAUUUAGCUGUAUUUUAUGUUGAUUCUGGCAAGCUGAAAAUAAAUCAGCUUUAAUCUUUUCAGUGGCUGCCACUAUGUAUACACUUUCCCCAUAAGAUGAUUCCCAGUAAAAUUUUACUGGGUGAGGGAACUUAUACAAUAAUGAAUAAAACCAAAAGAACUGUGGAUGCUGAAAAUCAAGAACAAAAACGAAGCUGCUGGAAAAGGUUCUGAGGAAGAGUCACCGGAC
Messenger RNA from Rhincodon typus (whale shark), 1838 nucleotides. RefSeq names its product F-box and WD repeat domain containing 12 (gene fbxw12). The record is from RefSeq and is a predicted model, not a curated record. The transcript has 10 exons. Lineage: Eukaryota; Metazoa; Chordata; Chondrichthyes; Orectolobiformes; Rhincodontidae. Bases 38 to 1462 code for a protein of 474 amino acids. Gene Ontology annotation, molecular function: protein binding.